Molecule: messenger RNA, 4320 nt
Organism: Sitophilus oryzae (rice weevil)
Lineage: Eukaryota; Metazoa; Arthropoda; Insecta; Coleoptera; Curculionidae
Product: multidrug resistance-associated protein 4-like
Exons: 16
Coding region: 319-4320 (1333 amino acids)
Biological process (GO): transmembrane transport
Cellular component (GO): membrane
Molecular function (GO): ABC-type transporter activity; ATP binding; ATP hydrolysis activity
Source: RefSeq, a predicted model, not a curated record
UAGGCGUGUUGCGGUGGAGGUCGUUUUGUUGUUUUAAUUUCAACAUCAUGAUCGUCGAAUAGAGAGUGCGUGGUGUAUUUAUAAAUGAACGCAAGUACCUAACUUAACUUUAAUUGAUAGUCCAGACUUUAAAAUUGUGAUACUUAUUUUCAUAAUACUUAAAUUUAGUGUGUUAAUAUUUAAAGAUUUAAAUAAGAGUGCCAAAGUGCCAAACCGAAUUAAGCCUAAAAACAAUUCAAACUUCGAAGUUUUGUUUCAAAUUUUGAGGCUAUUUUUAACAGAGAAAAAGAAGAAUAAAGUGGAAACUUUACAUACAUAAUGGAUUUUACUAAAGAACGUCUUAAUCCCAAUCCAAGAGAGAAGGCGACGCCUUUCGGCCUGCUUUUCUUCACAUAUACAAUAGGAAUGUUUAGAAAAGGAUAUUCAAAGACAUUUGAAGUGGAUGACUUAUAUAAUCCAAUCAAAAGUGAUAGAAGUAAGAUUUUAGGUGAUAGAUUAGAAAGAUCAUGGAAUAAUAUUUAUGAAAAAUCCGUCCAAAAAAAUCGAAAACCUAGUCUUUUAUUCGCUAUGAUUGCUUCAUUUUGGCCGGAAUAUACAAUUUUAAGAAUUAUAUUAGUUAUAAUGAACACAUCCUCUUUAUUACAACCUAUAAUGUUAGGAAAACUAUUAAAUUAUUUUAGGGAUGAUAGUGAUAUCACAAAGAAUCAAGCAUUUUUAUAUGCUGGAGCCGUAGUUUCUUGUAUAUUUAUUACUAGUUUAAUGAAUAAUCAUGUUUUUAUGGGUGGUUUUCAUUAUGGAAUGAAAUUGAGAGCAGCAUGUUGUGCACUUAUAUACAGAAAGUCAUUGAGAUUAAGUAAAACCGCUUUAGGAGAAACAGCUUCGGGAAAAAUUGUGAAUUUAUUAUCCAACGAUGUUAGUAGAUUCGAUUUGGUUAGUAUCUUGAUUCAUCACAUGUGGGGAUCUCCAGUAGUUGCCCUAAUUGUCACUUAUUUUAUGUGGACCGAAGUGGGAUGGGCUGGAAUACUUGGCAUUGCAACAGUAAUAUCUGUAGUGCCCUUGCAAGGUUACUUGGGUAAACUUGCUGCGGUUUACAGGAAAGCCACCGCCUUAAAAACAGAUGAAAGGGUACGGUUGAUGGAUGAAAUUCUAUCAGGAAUUCAAGUUAUAAAAAUGUAUGCAUGGGAAAAACCGUUUGCUAAGCUCAUCGGAAACUCUAGGAAAGCUGAAUUAAAAAUUAUUAUUAAGUCUGCAUACGUUCGAGGUGUUUACAUGGCCUUUGGCUUAUUUACAACUAGAGUGGCUUUAUUCAGUACCCUUCUUACGAUUUCGUUAACCGACAAACCAAUUACCGCAUCACUAGUUUUCGUCCUGAUGUCUUACUUAAAUUUAGUGGCUCAGACCAUGUCGCAGAUGUUUGUGAGAGGCAUAUCUGAAAUUGCAGAAGUUUUUGUUGGUAUUAAGCGUUUAGAAGAAUUUAUGCUUAAUGACGAAUUUGAAAUCAAAAAGCAACUCUCUUAUGACGAUAGUAAUGAAGCAGAUAAAAGCAAGAUUAAGCUGCAAGAGCUAACCGUAAAAUGGAAUGCACGACUAUCAGAUAAUGCGUUAGAAAAUAUUAAUUUGAACGUCAAAAAAGGGACGCUUGUCGGUGUCAUAGGCCCAGUAGGUAGUGGAAAAAGUUCGUUACUACAAACUAUAUUAGGGGAACUAGAAUUAGUAUCUGGUAAGAUACAGGUGAACGGUACUGUUUCUUAUGCUUCCCAAGAGCCUUGGGUUUUCGCCGCUACAGUUAGACAAAACAUUGUCUUCGGCAGCGAGUAUGACAAGAAGAGAUAUAGCGCUGUAGUAAAGGCGUGUGCUUUGGAGAAAGAUUUUGAUCAGUUUUCUAAUGGCGAUUUGACAAUUGUUGGAGAUAGAGGAGCUUCGUUGAGCGGUGGACAAAAAGCUAGAAUCAAUCUUGCCAGAGCAAUCUACCGCGAAGCUGACAUAUAUCUGCUAGACGAUCCACUAUCCGCUGUAGAUAUCCACGUUUCUAAACAUCUGUAUGACCAGUGUAUUAAUGGAUAUCUUUCUCAUAAAACCCGUAUCCUGGUAACUCAUCAAGUACACCAUUUGAAAAAUGCUGACCAUAUUAUUAUUUUAAAUAAUGGUAAAAUUGAAAAUGAAGGAUCAUUUAAAGAACUAUCUGAAAGUGAUAAUCUGUAUGCCAAAUUGCUAACCACUGAACCAGAAGCACCAGAAGAGGAGAAAAAAAAGGCCGCGAAGAGCGUAAAAAGGGAUAGAAAAAUAUCGACAAAAAGCAGUAAAUCGUUAGGAAGUGCAAUAAGCACAUUGAGUAUACCUGAAUCAAUUUUAACUGAGCAGGACGAUGCUGAUCAUGAAACGGAAGAAGAACCUGAAAUUGAAGUAAAAGCUCUUCAGGAGGAAUCAUCCAAAGGAAAAGUUCAAGGAAAUUUGUUUCUGAAGUACCUUUUUUCUGGAGGAAAUAGUUGCGUUGUUAUAACCGUGUUUGCCCUAUUUUUAUUAGCUCAAGGUGCAGCUAUGGCCGUAGAUUAUUUUGUUAGUUUUUGGGUGAAAAUAGAGGAUUUUAAAGCAGUAAACGCUACUUCAUUACCUGCAGAAAACAAUAAUACCAUUGUUACCUCUGACGAUGUUGAAAUUACACCGCUCAACAUCUUUGACGCUUUUUACUGGGGAAGAGACACGUUUCUUUAUAUUUACGGUGGUCUAGUCGCAAUUCUCUUUGUUUUGGCGCUGAGUCGUUCAUUACUUUUCUAUAAAUUAACUGCGCUCUGCUCUCAAAAGUUACACGACAACAUUUUUACAAGCGUUGUUCGUUCCCCAAUGAGAUUCUUUGAUACUAAUCCAGGAGGUAGGAUUCUAAAUAGAUUUUCAAAAGAUAUAGGAUCCGUAGAUGAGCUACUACCUAAAGCUAUUUUAGAUGCAUCGCAACUUAUUUUAAUGGCAUUCGGCUCAGUUUUCCUGAUCACUAUAGUUAAUCCAAUGUUCUUGAUUAUGGUGGCCGUUAUUACUACUCUUUCGUUGGUUAUAAGAAGCAUAUAUUUAAGGACAUCAAAGAAUAUAAAGCGACUCGAGGGAGUCAUGAGAAGUCCAGUUUUUACACAUUUGAACACGACAUUAAAUGGUUUAACAACUAUUCGUGCCUUUGGUGCUCAGAAUGUUUUGAGUAAUGAAUUUGAUAAUCAUCAAGAUUCACACACCGGUGCAUGGUUUAUGUUCAUUUCGGCCAGUUCAGCUUUUGGAGUUUGUAUGGAUCUUUUCUGUUGUAUUUUCAUUGGUUUAAUUACAUUCAGUUUUCUAACGUUUGGAGAAGAUAUUGGAAUGAGCGGUGGAGAAGUAGGAUUAGCAAUUACACAAGCCAUUUCGUUAUCUACGGUACUUCAAUGGGGUCUGCGUCAGUCGGCUGAAGUAGCUAAUCAGUUGAUGUCGGUGGAAAGGAUACUGGAAUAUAAACAAUUGCCGGCGGAAAAAGAGCCAGUCAAUCCGAAAAAAGCACCUGGCAGUUGGCCCGACAAAGGCGAAGUAAUUUUUGAUGAUACGGGGCUGAAAUACGAUGAAGGAGGAGCUCUAGUUUUGAAGCAUUUGAACUUGACUAUUAAAUCUAAUGAAAAAAUUGGAAUUGUUGGUAGAACGGGAGCGGGGAAAUCUUCGCUGAUUUCUGCACUGUUUCGUUUAGCAAAGAUCGAAGGCAAGAUCAGAAUCGACCAAAUAAAUACUCAAGAUAUUUCCUUAGAAACACUCAGAUCAAACAUUUCUAUAAUACCUCAGGACCCCGUGCUAUUUUCUGGCACUUUACGUUACAACUUAGAUCCAUUUGACCAAUACAAUGAUGAAAUACUAUAUAAAGCAAUUGAAGAUGUCGAAUUAAAGGAUCCAGCUAAUGUUAUCAACAGAUUAGAAAAUAGAGUUAUGGAUAGAGGUGCUAACUACAGUGUGGGGCAAAGACAGCUUAUUUGUUUAGCCAGAGCCAUUAUCCGUAAAAACAAAAUUUUGAUGCUGGACGAAGCGACUGCAAAUGUUGAUCCACAGACUGAUGCUUUAAUUCAGAAGACCAUCCGAAAAAAGUUCGCUAACUGUACCGUUAUCACAGUGGCUCAUCGUUUGAACACUAUUAUGGAUUCCGAUAAAGUUUUGGUUAUGGAUUCUGGAACUAUGAUGGAAUUCGAUCAUCCAAAUAAUCUUUUACAAAAUCCGAGUAGCAUUUUCCAUAAAAUGGUUCAUGAGUCGGGCGAAGCGAUGUCCGAACAACUCAUAAAAGUAGCCAAGGAGAGUUUUGCAAGGCAAAAUAGUCUGCCAGAAUAA